UAAUUAUGUGUAAUGAUCAUCAAAUAGUCUUAUAACAUUAUUUUAACAGUUUGGCAUGUGACUUUUAACUGGAAACAUUUAACUCAACCCCACGCAGGCACAAGCACCUUUGAUGGCUCAGUUGUUACGUGUUUCCUCUAUGAGGUCUGGCAACCCGGCGGUGACUAAAGGCUAAGGUGGUGAUUGCCGCAACUGUUUAUUUAGCCAGAUGAUCCGAGUAAACAGCUCCUGACAGGCUGCCGUGGCCGCCCCUCAUUGCCAUGCCAAAGCCUGGAUGAGCUGAGAGACCUACUGAUAAGAGGAUCUUGACAUCCAGCUCCUUAUGGCUGUAUAUGAUGAGAACAUCCUGAGGAAUCCUUUCUACUUGGCGUUGGAGAAGCAGAGGCCAGAUCUCUGCAGCCGAGUGGCAGAGCUCCACGGCAUUGUCCUUGUUCCCUGUUGUGGAAGUUUGACCAAUGGUGGCUACUCAGACUCUCAGUUUGACAGCUAUGUACUACAGCCGGUGGAGAACGGAUACCAGGCUGUGGAUGGAAAGGAGGUAAGGAUUCAGGACAGGCAGGUCCUGCUUGGAUCCGGCUUCCCAGCUCCGGUGUCGGUGUCCAUUUUGUUUGAGGAAACCUUCUACAAUGAUCAAGAGCAGAGCUACAGCAUCUUAUGCAUCUCGCGUCCAGUCGAGGUAGACACAAGCCCUGCUGAGUUCAGCCAGCCGCACCCUUACUGCCUGAAAAACGUGGAGGAUGUCAGGGAGUUCCUGGGCAGCCAUGCGCAGAAACUGGACAAGUUCAUCCUCAGCUUCUGUCAGGCGUUUAAGGAGCAGGAGAGGAAGGGACUCCGACACCACAUAGACUCGGUGAAUGGUCUCUACACUAAAUGUCUUCAGUGUCUGCUGAGAGACUCUCGCCUGAAGCUUCUGACAAAGCAGGAGCUUCAGAUGACUCUACUCAAGCAGGCUGUUGAGAUGUAUGUUCAUCAUGGUAUCCAUGAUUUAAUCUUUAACUUUGUGGGAAUGCUUGAAGCCAGCCAGGAUGCUGCCUUCAACAAAACCACCAGGAGUCUGCAGGAGCUGCAGCAGAAAGACCUGGGAGUCAAACCGGAGUUCAGUAUAAACUUGUCGCGGGCAAAGAGAGAGCUGAGUCAGCUCAACCAGCAGACGUCCCCUCUCCUCAAACUGCUCUGCCUGCGCAGGGUCACAGUGAUCGCAACCCAGACCCCCAGAUGCACCGUCAGUAUUGAGGCUGUAAGUGCAGAUGACCUGCUCUCUGUCAUCCUCUACCUGCUGGUGAAGACAGAAAUCCCUAACUGGAUGGCCAACCUGAGCUACAUCAGGAACUUCUGCUUUAGCCACUCCAGUAAAGACGAGCUCAGUUACUGCCUGAGCACGUUUGAGGCAGCGGUGGAGUACAUCAACCUGGGGAAGCUGAAAGACACAGACUCUGGCUCGGGUGAGCUGAACGACAAAGCCUUGUUCAAAGACAGAAUGAGGUCGUUGUCGCAGAGCGCUUCCACACCCAUCCACUGUCUGUUUGAGCACAUAGCAAAUGGGAAUGAGGCGGAGGUUAAACGACUGCUGUGUGAAGGCGAGAGCGACGAGGAUGUACGAAUGUGUCACCCCCUCUGCUCCUGUGACAUCUGCGACCUCCAGCUGUCCGGGCGGCUAAACGACCCCUCCAUCAUCACGCCGUUCUCCAGAGAUGAUCGAGGUUACACUCCACUCCACGCUGCUGCUAUCUGUGGCCAGGCCCACCUGAUAGACCUGCUGGUAUCCAAAGGAGCGACAGUCAACGCCACAGAUUACCACGCUCUCACACCGCUGCACCUGGCCUGCCAACGGGGAUACCAGGGAGUCACGCUGCUGCUGCUGCACUACAAGGCAUACACAGAUGCUCAGGACAACAACGGCAACACACCGCUGCACCUCGCCUGCAUGUAUGGACAUGAGGACUGUGUGAAGGCGCUGGUCUACUAUGACCUGCAAGUGUGCCGCCUAGACCUGCAGAACGAUAAAGGAGACACGGCGCUGCACAUGGCAGCGCGGUGGGGCUACGAGGGAAUCAUCCAGGUGCUGCUGGAGAACGGAGCGAGCACCAACUUCCUCAACAAGAGCAAAGACUCACCGUUUCAGUGUGCGCUCAACUCCAAGAUCCUCAUGUUGUUGCAGUCCACUCAGAACGGCCGUCAGCGCAGCGGCAGUCGAGUUUAUUCUCCCAGUUGCUCCCCUCUGGCCUCAGACUGCAGUAGCCAUCGCUCCUCCGUCUCCAGCACCUCCUCUCUGGGCUCUGAGUCUAAACCGGAGGUAGAACGAGUCCGACACAGAGAGGUGGAGAAGCUGCUUCGUGCUGUGGCAGACGGUGACAUAGAGAUGGUCCGUUACCUGUUAGAGUGGAUGGAUGAGGAAGAGGAAGAUGAAGGAGAAAUUCAGUCCGAGUUGCCUCUCUGCCACCCACUGUGUCAGUGUCCAAAAUGUGCCCCCACCCAGAAGCUGUCUGCUCUGCAGGCAGGAACUCUUGGCGUCAACACCUGUAAUGUUGACGGCUUCACGCCGCUCCAUGUUGCCGCCCUGCACGGCCACUCAAUGUUGGCCACCCAGCUGAUCCGCCACGGGGCCAACGUCAACGCCCGCAACAACCAGAGUGCCACACCGCUUCACCUGGCCAGCCAGAACAGCCAUGUCCAGGUGGUGAGGUUCCUGCUGGAGUGCAAUGCCAAACUGAAUAAGAAGGAUCACUAUGGCAACACACCUCUAAUACUUGCUUGUCUCUGUGGAAGCCUGGAGACAGCCACCAUCUUGUUACAGAGUAAUGCGCUGGUCAACCAUGCAAACCUUCAUGGGAACACGGCUCUCCACGAGGCGGUGCGUGGUGGACACCAGGCGCUGGUGGAGCUGCUGCUGAGGGGCGGAGCCUCACCCGGCCUCAGGAACAAAAGACAGCGGACACCACUGGACUGCGCCUACGAGCUCGGUGGCAAGAACACUGAGAUCCUGAGAGCCCUGCAGAAAGCCUCUGGACUCUCUCCUGACGCUGAACCAAUCAAACUCCUCUCUGUCCCCAAAGGAGCUCUUGCUCAUUCAUUUGUGCAGCGGCUGAGGCUGCAGGAUCCCCCCAACAGCCGGAGACAGAAACUGGCUCAGUCCAUGAGCAGGAUUCAGCAGAUGAAGAAAGGCUCCUCCAGUCCUCCUCCCAGGUUUUCACCAACCCUGAACCAGAUGAAUCCAGACAGGAGGAGGUUGAGGCGAGGGGAGACGGUAGAGGUCAGCAGCCCCUCGGCGGCGAUCAAGUCCGGGCUCCGGCGGGGAGAGCGGCCCCUCGGACGCUGUCACACGUUGGACUCCGGCGGACACACGUCGGAGCGGCUGGAGUCUCCGUCAGUUUAUAACACAAGUGAAUGCACUGAAAAAGAAAGUGGUCAGACCGAUGACUCACCUGCCAUCAACACCGCUGCUGACUCUCUGUCAGCGGACGUUCAGACGUCCACAGAUGCACACGAUGCACACGACGCACACUCCACCGAUGUGUCUACCUGUAGCACCGGUAGUGAGACCUCACCAUCCCCGCCGUUUAAUGCAUUGUCACUCCCUGACAAUUUGUUCGAAGCCCCUCCUACGCACCUUUUACCCAGCCUCUCUGUUUCAAACACGUCGGACGAGUCUUCUCACACCGACCGCCAGAUCCUGCGGCCUGUAAACGGAACAUUAGCAGAGGCGUCCGACGACCUGACGCCACCCUGUGUCGAUGCCGAGCCGUCACAGUCGGAGAGCAAAGAUGGGAACUCCAAUGCCACUCGCCCCCCCCCCCCCCCCCACUGACCUCCAGUCCCCCAUCCAACAGUUACAUGGACUGAACUAGCUGCUGGUCAGAAAGACUUCACCGGUUUUACUUUGCACAAGCAACAAAAAAAUUACAAGAGUGUAAAGGGCCAGUUCACUCGUCUCACCAAAAAACUGUACCUGUAGUAUUUGGUCAUUCAGCAUCGGUUUUAGGUCCGUCAGAUUUCUGCAGCCACUCAAUGAGUUUUAAUUUCCAACAACACCUUGUAGUGCCAUUAUCGGUCUCAUUCCUUCAGGCCAAAAACAGCACUGUAAUGACAUAACACAGUGCUGUGAUGGUGUGGAAAUGUAGAUUCACAAAGUCCAGUUAGGGUUAGACACAGCAACACUGCACACACAGUUCUAAAUACUACUCAUUACCGCUUUAUCCCCCACAUGAGGGGUCACUGGAGCCAAUCCCAGCUGACAUAGGGAGAAAGGCGGGAGAUGCACAACCAUUCACGCUCACAUUCACAGCCACAGUCAAUGUAGAACCUCUGCAUGUUUUUGUACUGUAGGAGAAAACUGAAGAACCCAGAGAGAACACACACACACACACACACACACACACACACACAGGGAGAAUAUGCAAACUCCACAAAAAAGACCUGAACCCCAACAACAUUCUUGUGUGUUAGCCACGUGUUCCGCCACGUAGUCAUGCUGUGUAUAUAUCUCUCUCUAUUAACUGAAGAAAGAUCUGUUUUGUCUGUGUGCCUGUCCUUCCGCCUGUCCGUCUCUUAUUCACAUAACUGUCCAACAGUUCACUUGACAGGCUUCAAACUUAGUAGGUGACUUACUGAGGUCACAGUGUGUGGAUAAGAAACACAGAUAACAGGUGUGGGUGCUAUUUUACUAGUACAAAGUAAUACUGUAAUAAAUCAGCAAUGUGCAUUUCACACAUUAAACUUGAUUUUUAUGCAUUGUGAUAAUAGUUGGAGGAAUAUCACAACACAGUUUGUGGAGAGGAAAGUUGAAUUUGCAAUAUUUUUGCAAUUUGGGAUUACUGGCUCUUUAAAAAGUCACCACAAAAUGCAAAAAGUGUGUUGUACACAUCCUUAGAUUUCCUCCCUAUCAUCAUGUUGGCAUCAGUCAGCCAUGGAGUCGAUGAUUUAUAUAUAUAUAUAUAUAUAUAGACAUAUAUAUAUAGACCUAACAUACUGCAAAUGCCAAGAAAAAAAAAUGGAAGUCACUAUUCUUUGCCACUAUUCUUCUCAUUUCCCACCUCUCAGUUUAUUCCCUAUAAAAUAACAUUUUUAAUCAUUCAGCCACAAGAGAAACGGCUUUGAAAACUUCUGGCCCUUCAUAUCAAAUCAAAGACUUUCUUCUUAAAUGUGCCCGUGUUUGCUCAACACCUCCACCUGUUCAUUUUGUCGAACAAUAAUUGUCUUGUCAUAUUCAUGUAGUAGAUUCUGCUGAAGAACAUUUCAUACUGAGUAUAGCAGCGACAUGAACACAAUCCCAACUGAAGCACCUGUGCUUUGUAAAAUAGGGCUUUGUGUUCACAGCUCCUGUAUCUCCUCCUCUUCCUUCUCCCACUCAGUGUGAUGCACUUUGUUUUUCACUCGGCUUAAACUAAAAGAAAAAGGGAUGGACUUUUAUGUUAUUUUAGUUUUGAAUGUUGUUGUUUAUUUUGCUGUAUUGCUGAUCUGAGCACUGGACUUGUUUUCUUUUUUUUACUUGAAUGCUACAUGUUAGAUUUAGAUAAGAGUUCAAAUAUUAAUUAAUUUGUCUCCCACUUUAGAAACAUACUAUUCUACAUACUUUUUAUUUGAAUACUUCAAUGUUAUUUAUGUGUGUCAUGUGUUCAGAGAGGGUUGACUUCUCCUGAAUGUUAGAAUGAAUUUUAUAGAGGAGAGGUUCAAGAAUGACAUUACUGUUUCUGCAUGUAUUCAACCCAUUAAUGGAAUAUCGUGGGCUUUCCGUCAGCCUUUAGUCACUUUUAUUUUAUUAGAAAUGACACCGAGCCAAUCGUAGUUUGGUUUAUACGUACAAAGCCCCACGAAGGCUUCAGAUCAAAAGUAUGUUGCUAUACCAUUUGACAUUUAACAAGCAAGAACACUGCUGGUGUUUUUACUGUUCACACAUUAUUGCCACGUCUUACUGUAUGUGUUUGACUGCAGACCGUUUCUGAAGAAAAAGAAGUUCACUGCUUUAAAUGAACCUGAACUUGACACCUCAUGAACAAAAACAACAGCACAUGUCCGUCAAGUCCUAAUCAGUUUCCGCUUUUUUUCAGGUUUGAAUGUGUUAAGAUGACGUGAAUGUGCCUUAUUUAAUUCACUCCAAAAUAACUAAUAAUAAACCUAUGAUUUUGGCUAAGUAUA
Molecule: messenger RNA, 6132 nt
Organism: Solea solea (common sole)
Lineage: Eukaryota; Metazoa; Chordata; Actinopteri; Pleuronectiformes; Soleidae
Gene: ankrd27
Product: ankyrin repeat domain 27 (VPS9 domain)
Exons: 28
Coding region: 323-3805 (1160 amino acids)
Biological process (GO): neuron projection morphogenesis; early endosome to late endosome transport
Cellular component (GO): plasma membrane; neuron projection; tubular endosome
Molecular function (GO): SNARE binding; guanyl-nucleotide exchange factor activity
Source: RefSeq, a predicted model, not a curated record